This is a messenger RNA of Hydractinia symbiolongicarpus, 565 nucleotides long. RefSeq names its product protein transport protein Sec61 subunit beta-like. Gene Ontology annotation, cellular component: Sec61 translocon complex. The record is from RefSeq and is a predicted model, not a curated record. The transcript is spliced from 3 exons. Gene Ontology annotation, biological process: intracellular protein transport. NCBI's taxonomy places the organism in Eukaryota, Metazoa, Cnidaria, Hydrozoa, Anthoathecata, Hydractiniidae. Bases 116 to 406 code for a protein of 96 amino acids.
UUGCAAAAAGAGGAAAGCUCUUAGGAUACAUGACCAUAUCUUUUAAAAUAUUCGAUUGAAAAUGUUUCCUUUGUAAACUUCAUUCUCUCUGACGUAGCGCUAACAGAAAGUCAAAAUGGUUCAAUCUGCCUCUGCAACCAAUGUUGGGUCUUCAGGAAGGUCUCCAGGGAAGGCAUCGAGCCCAAAAGGUGGUAGUGGUUCUACAGUAAGAUCACGAAAGGGAACCAGUUCUUCAACAACAACUAGGCGUGCUGCUGGCGCUGGUGGGCCACAAAAUAUGUGGAGAUUUUACACUGAGGACUCUCCAGGAAUUAAAGUGGGCCCAGUUCCAGUUUUGGUGAUGAGCUUAUUAUUUAUCGCAUCAGUUUUUAUGCUUCAUAUCUGGGGUAAAUACACUCGAUCAUAACCAAAUCGAAAAAAGUUUCUGGAAAUACCAAAUUAAAUGACAGACUAUAGCUUUUUUAAUUGAAUAAUGUAUAAUAUUUUGUUGGUGCGCAAUAUACGUACGGAUAAAAUGUAUGGAUGGUUUUAUAUUUAUUUAUAAAAAAUUUAACAAGAUGAUAAA